Messenger RNA from Melanaphis sacchari, 347 nucleotides. It is a transcript of the gene Rpb12, whose product is annotated as DNA-directed RNA polymerases I, II, and III subunit RPABC4. Gene Ontology annotation, biological process: DNA-templated transcription. Gene Ontology annotation, cellular component: RNA polymerase III complex; RNA polymerase I complex; RNA polymerase II, core complex. The record is from RefSeq and is a predicted model, not a curated record. NCBI's taxonomy places the organism in Eukaryota, Metazoa, Arthropoda, Insecta, Hemiptera, Aphididae. The coding region runs from base 131 to 310 and encodes 59 amino acids. The transcript is spliced from 3 exons. Gene Ontology annotation, molecular function: DNA-directed RNA polymerase activity; zinc ion binding; DNA binding.
UAGAGAUAACAAUGGUCGGCGUCGCGACUCGCGGCAAUGCAAAUGCCAGAUAUAAAUUAAAUAUUAAUGUUUAUUGCUGAAUGAAAUUUAUUAUUCCGUAUUCAACAACAGACGAAGUCCGGUGUACACCAUGAUUACCGAAAAUGAAACGCCAGAAGACGCCCCUAAAAAAGCGCUCAUAUACAUUUGUGGAGCAUGCCAGGCUGAAAACGAAAUGAAACCCAAAGACCCAAUCCGAUGCAGAGAGUGUGGUUACCGAAUCAUGUACAAGAAACGAACAAAAAGAUUGGUUGUUUUUAAUGCGCGAUGAAUAUUUUCCAGCAACAUGAAGUGUACAGAAACAACAA